ACCGAGUUGAAUUCCAUCAUGUGUUAUCGUAUCAAUGAUCAAAUUUUUUUUUUUUUCUGGAAAAUGUAAAAACCCGAAAUCAGUGAUUAUAAGAUUUCCUUUUUUUUAUUAUCUGAUUAUCUGUUACGAAUCUUUGGUGUUGAAAGUUAAAAGUUCCGAUAAUAGACUAGAAAAGUAUAACAAGGUUUGAACGUUAAUGGUUAGUUGGUUACCUCUAACCAAAAAUUGAUAAUCAUCAGUUCAUGAAACAUGUUUCGAAUAAAUAAAUUUACAAAUAACGAAUGGUAGAAUUACAAUUUCAAAUUAUUUAAUUAAAACUAGUAGUUAAUAAAAGAGAAAAUUUGUCACAGUUGAGGAAAUCCCGAAUGUAAGAAAUCCCGAAACCAAAUGUAAGAAAUCCAAAAUGUCCAAAAUGUAAGAAAUCCAAAAUUUAUCCUAAUAUGUAUUUCAAUUAUUAUUAUUUUAAAUAAAGAAAUAAAAAAUGCCAAGGAAUUACACAGUAAAUAAAUUUCAUAUAAUAUAUAUAUAUAUAAAAUAAAUAAAAUAAAUAAUAAGU
Molecule: messenger RNA, 556 nt
Organism: Rhizophagus irregularis DAOM 181602=DAOM 197198
Lineage: Eukaryota; Fungi; Glomeromycota; Glomeromycetes; Glomerales; Glomeraceae
Source: RefSeq, a predicted model, not a curated record